GCUUCCAUUCCAAGGUGUAUCCUACUGAGUACUUGCAGGGUUAAAUCCAGGCAGCUCCAGUUCUUCAUUGGAGCCCGGAUUCCCCCCACCAAACCUGCCCUCUUCAACAGUACUUUGCAGAAACUCCUUCUUUUCAAAGUCUGGCACUUUAUUUUCCUGGGCGUUACCCCCGGCGGGUUCCCCGGAGCUCUGGUUCUCUCCGCCAGCAGGAGCUCACCCCCCCUUCUCUGACAUUUCAGGGAGUUGUCCGAGCUGUGUUAUUGGCGGCAAAGCGGUGACUUUCACUUUCGUUUCUUCUCUUCCCGGAGUCUCCCCGGCGGGCGCUCUCGCACGAUUAAGAAGAAUGGCUGCUGUCGUAUCUAGAUUAACACAAGAUGAAGUAAAGCAACUGCAAAAUCUGUUGGGAAGCAGACACUUCACUCUUCUUUAUAAGGGAAGCAUACAUGGCUAUAAUGCUUCUGUAUUUCAUGCCAAGUGUGAUGCCCAAGGGCCAACUUUAGCUGUAGCAUAUAAUGGAAGUGGUUAUAUUUUUGGAGGCUUUACAUGUAAGAGCUUUAGUUCAUCUGGAGUGUACAUAAAUGAUGAGAAGGCUUUCCUCUUUAGAUUAAAAGAGAAAGAUGGUGUGCUCAGCCCAUUGAAAAUUCCUGUUAAGGCUUCAACAGGUGCUGUAUAUGAUCAUAGUUCUAAUGGCCCUAAUUUUGGAGGUGGAGCACUACAGUUGCUGGUCCAAAAUACGGCAACAGCAGCAACAAGUUCCAACAACACCUACACAUACAAUGUUGCUGAUUUGCAUGGAAAUGAUGUAGGCCUUAUAGAAUGUGAGGUGUAUCGAGUUGAAGAUAUUAGCAGUUUCCUGGAAUCUCCAUGGAGAAAGAUUACAUGGACAACUGAACCUUAUUUAAAUUCAGUGCCACAGAUUCGGAUUUUGGUCAUUGGUCCAAUUGGAGCUGGGAAGUCCAGUUUUUUCAACUCUGUGAAUUCUGUUUUUCGAGGUUAUGUGACAAGCCAAGCCAUAGCAGGAUCUGAUAACACUAGUGUGACUACACAGUACAGAACUUACCCAGUUAAAGAUGGAAGAGAUGGCAAGCCUCUGCCUAUUAUCUUCUGUGACACGAUGGGAAUAGAAGAAAAAUCAGGAACUGGUCUGGAAAUUGAUGAAGUGUCCAACAUAAUAAAAGGCCAUGUACCUGAUAGAUACCAGUUUAAUCCAGCUGCCACACUUCGUCCGGAUUCUCCAGGCUAUAUCAAGAAUCCUUCUCUGAAGGAUCAGAUUCAUUGUGUUGCAUUUGUUAUUGAUGGGUGCAAAAUUGAGAUUCUCCCUGAAAAGCUGGAAGACAAGCUGAAACAACUUAGAAGAAAAGUGAACCAGUUUGGGGUCCCACAACUGGUUUUGCUGACGAAAGUGGAUGAAAUUUGUCCUGCUCUUGAAGAAGACAUCCAAUGUGUGUACAAAAGUAAAGCUGUUGAGAAACAGAUGCGGAUAACUGCAGAGAAACUUGGAAUCCCUCUUGCUCAGAUUUUACCUGUUAAAAACUACUGCUCUGAGUUGGAUCUUUCAUCCGAAGUUGACAUCCUGAUACUUUCUGCAGUGAGGCAGCUAAUACGUUUAGCAGAAAGCUACCUUGACAAUUUCCCUUUUGAGAAACCAAAAAAAGAGCUCUAACAUGAUGUUUACUGUGAUGCUGGAUAUUUUAUGUGCUAACCUUUUAAAAAUCCUUGAUACCAGAAGCCAAAUUUAGUGCUGCUCUAAGCAGUGUUUCUCAAAGUGUUCUGCGAAACCACUUUGAGAAACCUGGUAACUGGCCACAGCUCUCUUUGGACCCCUUUUGAGUGUCCACACACACCUUUUUGCGCAAGAAGGAGGUUUUGUGCAAAAACCCUAUAGUGUAAACAUAGCCUCAAUAAACACACCGGAGCACCCAGUUAGCAGGUUUCUCAGAGUGGUUUCACGGACCACUGACUUCAGAGGAAUGGUACUUGAUUAUGUUAGUGGUGAAUUUGGUCCAAAGGUUUUAUAUCUUGCUACUGCUUAUGAAGAUUAAUGGUAUUUUUGAAUGCAUCAAAGUCAGAAUAGAUUCUCCAGCUUUCAAGAUGGGAUUCCUUUAUUUAAAUAUUCCAUUCUUACUCUGCUCCUAACCUUCCAGUCAGAAAUGGCCUUUUCUACUAAAAGAAUUGUUUACAUAAACCUUUUAAGAAGUUGGCCCUUAAUAGUCUUUGUGAGUUGCUUCUUGCUAAAUCUAGUUCCUGUGCAUGCCAUAUAUUCUUUAUUUUUAUUCUUUUGAGUUUAUUAUACUAUUUAGUAAAGUAGUUUUUGUACCAAAAUUUUGUAGUUAAAUGCAUAUACAUGAACACGUGACAUGACCUGUGUGUUCAUAUUUCUCACUGACACGAUUAUAAAGAAUAGAGGAUUGUAUUAUAAGCAAGAGUUAAAUUGGUAAUUUACAUAACUAGUCUGGACUAGUGACGCCAACUAGGAAGUGUGAAUUAGUCUAAUUGUUUUGUGAUUUCAUCUGUUUUUCAAAAAGCUGUUUACGUUUAAAAGAAUUGAAACACUAGGUUGUAAAACAUUUAUUAGAUUAAUUGGAAAAUAAAUUACUGCAUGUACUUUUUCAAGCAUUUUCUUUAUCCAGGUUCAGGAUUGCAGUAAUUUUGCAAGAGGUUUUGUGCUUAUUGAAGGAGUGGGUGGUGAGGUUCUGUAGACUCUGAUGACCAAAAAAAUCAGCCUAGAUGGUCAAAAUAGUCUUUUUUGCCCUUAAAGUCCAUGAGAAGAGGUGAGACAGAGAUACAAAAAUACUACUUUUGCUCUUGCUUACACUGGUUAAACCCUGCUGUAACGCUAUUGACAUUAGCAUGUACUUCAGAUUUGUACUUGAGAACAGCAUUUGUGUUCGAUACUUCAUGAGCUGUAAUAUCAAAUGCAAUGGUAGCAUUAGAAAGAGUAUUUCUAUUAUACUUUAAUAGCUGUGGCUGUCCCAGAAAGAGUUGGUGUGGCUGGUACAGGUGACCUUCCCUUUCUGGCACCAUUGCAACCUGACUGAUCCUGGAUGAGGGAUUUUGCCAGACCAGGGGAGAUGACUUUGGACCCCUGCUACUGGCCGCCUGUCCCGGCUGCUGGCCUCCUGGCUGACUCCCCACCUCCUGCUGGCCCCUCUGCCCUGCCGACCCUAAUGGGCAGCCAUUGCUGCCAUAGUGCCGGGACCUGCUAGGCAGCUGUGCACCAUAGCUCCUUGUCCCACCAAGCUACCGUGGCUUCCAGCCCCACUGGGCAACCAUGCGCUGGGUCUCCCUGCUGGGCACUAUAUUGCCACUAUGGGUUGGUCCCACCGUUAGCUUGCUGAGGGCAGACCACUGCCCUACCAGCCCUGCAGGGAUCCUUGCCAAUGGCCCUUCACCAAGACUCUCUGGUCUUGCAACGUCCAUGCUGGACCAGAGAAUCCUGGUUAAGAGAGUUUUAACCAGUAUAUAGUUUCUUGCAGGUGUAAUCAAGGGGAAGGGCUUUUUCUUAUAUGAUAAACCAGACCUAAAAUUGAGCAGUGCAUGUUAUUUAACAAGAAUUCUUUUUUUUUUUCAUUAAAAGACUUGGUCCACUUUGCCCUCUAGUGGCCGACAGUUACAAAAAACUGAUUUCUGAAAAACAGUGCUAUAUAAAGAUGCUUUAGAAAAAGACUACAAUGCAGGAUUGUGAGUAAACCUCUUGCCUGA
Pelodiscus sinensis (Chinese soft-shelled turtle) is the source of this 3702-nucleotide messenger RNA. Lineage: Eukaryota; Metazoa; Chordata; Testudines; Trionychidae. The record is from RefSeq and is a predicted model, not a curated record.